Cynara cardunculus var. scolymus (artichoke) is the source of this 2376-nucleotide messenger RNA. RefSeq lists its product as uncharacterized. The transcript is spliced from 10 exons. Lineage: Eukaryota; Viridiplantae; Streptophyta; Magnoliopsida; Asterales; Asteraceae. The record is from RefSeq and is a predicted model, not a curated record. Bases 442 to 2199 code for a protein of 585 amino acids.
ACUAUCACCAAUCUCAUUGGCGGAUACGGGUAGUAUUGGAAAAGUUGAUCAAAUCUGGUUGAUACCUCAAUUUUACUGCACACUGCAAAAACCCAACGAAGAAAUCUUGCAGGACGAACAAUUUUGGAGGUGGGGUUUUCUUGUCAAGAAUUGAUUGCGCUGUAUAGUUUUGCAGAGAAAAAAUCGACUGAAAUCACGGAUUUUGCACCGGGAAAAAAACCAUAGCGUAGUCAAAGAUUUCACUGGAUCUUGAGAGGAAAACCCUAGAUUUGCUACUUAAAAAAGACUGAUUUUGUUCCUUUUUGAAUUUGGUGCUAGCGAUUGUAUCGCAGUGGAAUAAGUUAGAGCUUGUUUCGGGAGACGCUUUCUGGUUACUGUGAAUGAGGGGGAGGUGUGGGGGAACAAGGCGAUGAAGAGCAAAACUGCGGGGUUGGAACUACAAUGACUGGAGUGUCAUUGGAUUCAAGAACACAGAGUUAUGGAUCACCGCAGCAGCCACAGAAUGGUUCAUUGCAGACUCAAAAUGGGUUCAUUGUUCGCAAGUCUUCAAGGAUGUCGCUAUCUGGUCCGAGGGAGAAGGAUAAAUUUCUUCCCUUUUUGUGCAGAUAUCUAAGUAGAAAGAAGGUCGUAAUGCUGAUUUUAGGUUCAUUUGCCCUCAUGGCUUUCUUGACAGGGUUCUUUACCGUCAAUAGAGAAGAUGCAUCAGAGAGCACGAUCUUCAAUCACUUUGGUGAGGCAUAUAAUACAUCUUUACAGUUCUCCAGAAAAUUCGGUAGUCAGCAAGACGAUAAUUCUUCUAUGCAGACAACUCUGGCUGUAUGUGAAGAAAACCCACCUACUCGCCAUUUUUCUGCUGCAUCACUUUCUACAGAAUCGGUCUUUUCUAAUAGCAAUCUGUGUCAGAAUUUUGCAUUUCCUCCUCCUCCUCCAGGUGAUAGGAGACGGCCUGGACCUCGACCUUGUCCUGUAUGUUACCUUCCCGUGAAGCAGGCUAUGGCAAGCAUGCCGAGCUCCCCUUCAACAUCUCCGGUGCUUCAUCACUUAACUUAUUUUCAUGAGGAGAGUUCUACUAAAACUGAACCACAUGAAGGCUCCGACUUUGGUGGGUAUCCUUCCCUAAAGCAAAGGAAUGAAUCUUUUGAUAUUAAAGAAUCAAUGACUGUGCAUUGUGGAUUUGUAAAAGGAUGCAGACCUGGUUACCAAACUGGAUUUGAUAUCGAUGUAUCUGAUCUUGUGGACUUGGAGCAGUUUCAUGAGAUCAUUGUUGCAUCAGCCAUAUUUGGAAACUAUGAUGUAAUUCAACAGCCAACUAAGAUCAGCGAGGCUGCAAGUAGAAACAUCCCAUUCUAUAUGUUCAUUGAUGAAGAGACUGAAGCAUAUAUGAGAAACUCUAGUGUUUUGGACUACAACAUGAAGGUUGGAUUGUGGAGAAUUAUUGUUGUUCGUAACAUCCCUUACUCUGAUUCUAGACGCAACGGAAAGGUUCCAAAGCUUCUGCUACACAGGCUCUUUCCAAAUGUUCGGUAUUCUAUAUGGAUUGACGGGAAGUUGCAACUUGUUGUGGACCCAUAUCAAGUUCUUGAGAGGUUCUUGUGGCGCCACAAUGCUACUUUUGCUAUUUCAAAACAUUAUAGGCGCUUCGAUGUGUUCGUAGAAGCUGAAGCUAAUAAGGCUGCAGGGAAAUAUGACAAUUCCUCCAUUGAUUACCAGAUUGAUUUUUACAGAAAUGAGGGUUUAACGCCUUAUUCUGAGGCCAAACUUCCUAUAAUCAGUGAUGUUCCUGAAGGGUGCGUCAUCAUAAGGGAACACAUUCCGAUAACAAAUCUCUUCACAUGUUUGUGGUUCAAUGAAGUUGAUAGGUUUACUUCGAGGGAUCAGUUGAGCUUUGCUACUGUAAGGGACAAAAUCAUGGCUCAAGUCAAUUGGAGCGUCAACAUGUUUCUGGAUUGUGAAAGACGGAAUUUUGUGAUACAGGCGUACCACCGAGAUCUAUUAGAGCACAUGCCACCUCCUGCAAGAACAGUGAGUAACUUAAAACGCAGCCGAGUUCCUAUCCCAGUUCCUAUAUCUGCACGAGUUAACUCAUCUGCUAGGAAUUCCGCAAAGAAAAACCCUGUUCGACGUGGGAAAGGAGAGAGGAGAUCGCGGUCAAGGAGGCACCUGAAAAAUCCCAUUAACAGGGAUAACACUUUCUUUUAAUAUUUGUUUUUGUUUUUGUUUUUUAUAACAAAAGGAAUAGAAUUUGUAGUAGAAAUGAUUUUGGAUGUGUUUCUGUAGCAUAUGCUGGAUAGAGUAUAUCCCAAUUUUUGUGUUGAUACAUUCAAUUUUGAUGUAAAUACUUGGAUACCAAAUAAUCUUGAGACCCUUUCUCUCUUA